Messenger RNA from Schizosaccharomyces octosporus yFS286, 1101 nucleotides. RefSeq names its product CAA Xprenyl protease. Bases 227 to 1000 code for a protein of 257 amino acids. NCBI's taxonomy places the organism in Eukaryota, Fungi, Ascomycota, Schizosaccharomycetes, Schizosaccharomycetales, Schizosaccharomycetaceae. The record is from RefSeq and is a predicted model, not a curated record. The transcript has 2 exons. Gene Ontology annotation, molecular function: metalloendopeptidase activity. Gene Ontology annotation, cellular component: endoplasmic reticulum membrane. Gene Ontology annotation, biological process: CAAX-box protein processing.
GGUUUUUUCUUUUCCGUAAUCCGUCCGAACAGUAUCAAACAAACCCAUAUCAAGUGAUUUUUUUCAUAAGGUAUCUAGUAUAGAAUAAAUAUGUUGUAUUUCUGGCUUUCAUUGUUUUCUAUUUCCCCUUUUCUAAUUUAUUACUAUACAGCCGGUCCUUCUUACUACUAAAAUACCUCUUCCUUGAACACCGGUGAACCGCAGACUUAUAGAAAGACGCAUCUUCAUGGUUUAUCCAUUUCUUGUUUCUACUUGUUACACUUGCUUAUAUAUUGGAUCCCUAUACAUAUUCGCGGUAGGAAGACCAAAGCCUGGUUUGGUUCGCAAUGAUCCAAAUGUAGUUUUGACACGAUGCAUUGGAGUAAUCAUUGCAUCUUUUUCAUCCUAUCUAUUUACAAAUUGGAUAUGUGGUGUCAAUUUCUUUGCUUUUUUAAAAUUUAGACAGACCGUAAAAUGCCUGCUUCAUGUAGGAAUACUAUUUUUGGGGCCAUUAUAUCAGACAAUCUUUAUUGAUAAAGUGUAUAAGAACCUCCUAGAAACGGUGUCCUUUGAAAUAAAAAAUCCAGCAACUUGGCGGAACCUAGUUAUUGGACCUCUAUCUGAAGAGGUAAUGUUUCGUUGUUCCAUAAUUCCUUUAUUCGAAAAAGCAAACUACUCUCAGAAAGAAACUAUCCUCUCGGCUCCCCUUCUCUUUGGGUUUGCCCAUUUUCAUCAUUCCUACGAGUUCUUACUCAGUUACCCCGGAGCAUACGUAGUUGCAAUGAUACAGUUUCUGGUGCAAUUUUUCUAUACAACAUUGUUUGGAUGGUAUAGCACUUAUGUAUUUCUAAACACUCAUAGCAUAUGGCCUACCUUUCUAAUUCACUCUUUUUGCAACUUCAUGGGACUUCCGGUAUUUUUCGGAAGACUUGGAACAACUUUUCAGACGACUAUGUAUUAUACUUUACUCAUCACUGGUCUCUUUCUUUUUGUCAUUACCUGGAGUAUGUUUUAUUCGUAAAGUUGGAUAUUAAGUAAGUGCUAGUCCCAAAUUUUUAGUUUGUAAACAUAAUGAAAGGAUUUAUAUCUCAAACGCCCGUGGAUUCAUUUGCGAUUUUGCUA